This is a messenger RNA of Pipistrellus kuhlii (Kuhl's pipistrelle), 3501 nucleotides long. RefSeq names its product leucine zipper and EF-hand containing transmembrane protein 2 (gene LETM2). Bases 735 to 2195 code for a protein of 486 amino acids. Gene Ontology annotation, cellular component: mitochondrial inner membrane. The transcript has 11 exons. The record is from RefSeq and is a predicted model, not a curated record. Gene Ontology annotation, biological process: intracellular monoatomic cation homeostasis. Gene Ontology annotation, molecular function: ribosome binding. NCBI's taxonomy places the organism in Eukaryota, Metazoa, Chordata, Mammalia, Chiroptera, Vespertilionidae.
CCGGAGGGAAAACUGGGCUUCGCAGCCUCCCUCCGGGAAUGCCACCGCGGAGGGCACGCCCGCUCCGCAGAACCCGAGCGCCCAUUGGUGGGCGAUGUCGUCACUCCUGGUGACGUCAGCGCCAGGAAAGGGGAGGAGCCAUAGAGACGGCCGCGGGCCCGUCUAGCUUGGGGCGCCGGGGCGGGGGCCUCGGGAAGGGGCUGGAGGACUGAGCGGCCGGCCGUUCGCGGGAGCCGGCCCAGGAGGUAGGGGUGGGCCGGCCACAUCCGCGGGCAGGGACCCGGCGGACCGCGCCCGCCUUUUCCCGGCGGAGCCCGCUCCCCCGGCUUCUGGUGUGUCCCCCACCGGCGCCCAGUGUGUCCCCGACCGCUUCCAGGUGCCCAGCGCGCUCUCCGCGCCCCCUGGCCCGCCCAACAGCCUCGGAGCUCAGUCUCCGCGCCCCCUCUUUCGUGCUUCACUUCCUCCCUUCUCUUCGGUACCCCGUGUCCUGCUUCUCGUCUGCCUCCCAUAAACCCGGAUCGCCGGCCUGCACCACGCCCGCACCAAAUACACUCCAGAAGAAACACUGCAGACCCCGCCGCACCAGACACAGCCCGUCCACACCACGCGCGCCAGAGCCACCGGCAGAGGGAGGCGAGGGCGCAGGGUGCCCAGAUCCCCCAGAGCCGGAAGACGAGGGAGGCGGCGGCUGCGGCUCCGGGUCCUUAUGUUGACUAGUUGAAACAAAUAUAAAUAUGGCUGUCUACUGUUAUAAUAAAGUCUUAGUUUUUGCCCGAACAAGAUUCCCUAGCCAUUUUGUACAUCCCACCUGCUCUUCUUGUUUCCCAUCACUUGCAUUUCUUCACUUGCCAGAUUCCCAUUUAAAUAAAACAUUUGUGAAGAACUAUGGAAGCAGGAAGUACUCCUAUCCUAGUCAGUCAGGCAAUAAAGGACAUCACUUACCAACUAGGAUAACACAAAAGCUACACACAUCAACUUGCUGGCUACAAAAGGUCCCUGAUGGACCUCAGCUGGAGCAAACCCCCCCAAAACCACAGGAGACAAGCUCUCAGCCCACAAAAGAAACUGGUAUGGAGACGAAGGAAGAAAAGCAAUCUUAUGGACAAAGAAUUAUGGGUGAACUUAAACAUUAUUACAAUGGAUUCUAUUUUCUUUGGCUUGACACCAAAGUUGCUGUCAAAAUGAUUUGGAGGCUGUUGCGUGGACAUGCGCUGACCAGACGAGACAGACGAAAGCUAUUGAGGACUUGUGUUGAUUUCUUCCGCUUGGUUCCAUUUAUGGUGUUCAUAAUUGUACCCUUCAUGGAAUUCUUAAUACCAGUGUUUCUGAAAUUCUUCCCAGAGAUGUUGCCAUCAACUUUUGAAAGUGAAUCCAAAAAGGAAGAAAAACAGAGAAAGAAAAUGGCUGCAAAGUUGCAACUAGCAAGAUUUCUUCAAGAAACAAUUUCAGAAAUGCCAAAGAGGAACAGGAGCAAGCUGGGAGAGGCAUCUAUGCAGCAGUUCUCAUCCUAUGUCAAAAAGGUCCAAAUAGGCCACAGGCCCAGCACAAAGGAGAUAGUUAGCUUUUCCAAACUGUUUGAAGAUGAGCUAACCCUGAAGGACUUACAUCGACCACAGCUGAUUGCCCUUUGCAAACUGCUAGAAGUGCAGUAUUUUGGAACCAACAAUUUGCUCCGCUUUCAGCUUCUGAUGAAACUGAAGUCUAUAAAGGCAGAUGAUGAAGCAAUUGCCAAUGAAGGGGUGAGUGCUUUGAGUGUGCCAGAACUACAAGCUGCCUGUAGGGCCCGAGGGAUGAGAUCACUGGGUCUCACUGAGGAACAACUGACCCAACAGCUCACAGAGUGGCAGGACCUCCACCUGAAGGAGAACGUCCCCCCUUCUCUUUUGCUCAUGUCAAGAACCUUCUAUCUGAUAGAUGUGAAGCCAAAGCCAAUUGAGAUCCCACCAAGUGGAGAGGCUCCGAAGAUAGAUAGUCCUGUGGAAUCACCUACUUCACCUGAAUCUAAAGAGAACUUGGUGGACUUAGCACCUCAACUGAAGGGAACUAAGGAUGAAAAGUUUAUACAACUGCCACCAAUUACAUCAUCACCCAUACCACCAUCAGCACCUAUUUCAUUACCUAAAGAAUCCGUGACUUCUGCUAAAGAAGCUACGUUCCAGACCAAAUCACAAGACAGCCCAGAGCAGCGCCAAUAGGGAGCAGAAGGACGCCUGGAGGAUGAAGCUCACGCUCUCAACUUCCUGCCCUCAGCAGUGGCAUUCAUAAAGGACCUCCCAGCUCAGAUGGGGUCUAGUUUGAAUAGAGGAUCAGGGGCAGUCCUUUUGAGACCUUGUAAACACUCCAGAUGAUGUCAGCAGUCAGACCAAGUUCAGACCAUUUAGAAAACUAUAAUUGCAAAACCCAUUUCCUCUGUGUCAUUAUGUCAUCCCACUAAACUUUGUGUAAAGCACCACCCCCCCCUCCACCCCAUGUUGUUUUUAACAGCUUCAUAUUUGUGCCCAUUUCCUUCCUUCAGGGGAGGAAUUUUUAUUUAUUUAUUUUUUUUGCAUAAUGUAAUCAGCUUAGUCCUUAGACAACUCUGCCUCCUGUGACUUGGCAACCUGAGUAAAGAACUUGGAAAACUCCAAAUACCAUUGUAAGAGCACCUCACCAAUUCUUUCAGAGUGACCCACCGGUAGGAGCAGUGCUCUGGAAACAAAGUGCUCAUGAGAUGGAAUGGAUAUUCCUCAGUGCGGUCUUUCUGGAUAGAAAGAAAAAAACUUCCUGGAGGAUAGAAUGAGGAAUUAGACUGGCAACCCAAAAAGGUUUGGCUGCUGCUCGGCUGUUGCGAGACUUCCCCUCUGGGUCUGCGGGAAUCUGGGAGGCUGCCAUGAUCCUAGCACACAUGGCUUUCAUUAGCCACCAUUUUGCUAGGAAGCAUAAUUAAGGGUUUAAGACUUAACCAUUUGUUUGUGCUGGGUGUGUUUUUCUGGUCUGUCUUUCACAAACGAGACUCUUUAUUAGUCAUAGGAGUAAUUAAAGUCUGAUAUAAUCCCCACGCUACCCUGUAACAAAUAUUAUGUUUCAGACAUUUGCUUGGUGUUUUCUGUAUUGUCAAAACGGAAAAGAAAAACAACAUCCUAGAUUGCUGUGCAGCUGACCCACAGCCCUUUUCCCUUGGGGAGCGCUUAGGAGGGAAAAGGUAUUUCGGCCUGUGGGUGAUGAAAUCAGAUCUCUUGACUUGCUGUGAAACUGAAAGCAGUUGGAUGGGAAUCAGUCAAACUAAAUAAAAAUGCAAAUAUCCUUGAGGACCAUCAUCAGCAUUUCACAGCAAGAACAUGCGCUUUUUAUAAGCUUCCUAAACUUCCUCCUCUCCACGAGAAGACAAGCUCCACCAUGUCCUGCUAAUGAACUCCGCCCUGUUCCUUGAGAAGAAUGAAUCCCUACUAUGCAGCGUUCCAUGGAUCUCCCCAUUGGACUAACAAGGUGAUUCAUAAUAAAUAACCCCCCCCCCCCUUUAAA